Lizanozyma spartinae is the source of this 618-nucleotide messenger RNA. It is a transcript of the gene CDC8, whose product is annotated as bifunctional thymidylate/uridylate kinase. Gene Ontology annotation, molecular function: ATP binding; dTMP kinase activity. Gene Ontology annotation, biological process: dTDP biosynthetic process; dUDP biosynthetic process; dTTP biosynthetic process. Gene Ontology annotation, cellular component: cytoplasm; cytosol; nucleus. The transcript has a single exon. The record is from RefSeq and is a predicted model, not a curated record. The coding region runs from base 1 to 618 and encodes 205 amino acids. Lineage: Eukaryota; Fungi; Ascomycota; Pichiomycetes; Serinales; Debaryomycetaceae.
AUGAGGGGCCAACUCGUACUAAUAGAAGGUUUAGACCGUACAGGCAAGUCCACUCAAGUAUCUAUUCUUGCUUCUAGAUUAAAAGAUGCAAAGAUCUUCAAAUUUCCUGAUCGUACCACACCCAUUGGUUCUAUAAUCAAUGAGUAUUUAACUAAUGAACACUAUGACUUGAGUGAUGAAGCGUUGCAUCUAUUGUUCCUGGCCAACAGAUGGGAAUUGGCAUCAGAGAUAAUCAGCCUUUUGAACAGUGAGGAAUGGGUGGUAAUGGAUAGAUACGUAUAUUCUGGAUUGGCGUACCUGUUGAGUAAAGAUAAUUUGAAUGAUAUCGAUUGGUUAUUGGGACCUGAUAGGGGAUUACCUAGACCAGAUGCAAUAAUAUAUCUAUCGGUUCCGCCGGAAGAGUUAGCUACCCGGAAAGAUUAUGGAGAUGAAAGAUACGAAAAGGUCCACUUCCAAUCAAAGGUUAAACGUAACUUUGAAAGGGUACUUCCAUCAGAUAUUACAUUCCAAUUGGAUGUCACUGGCCUUUCAAUCUCCGAGGUGUCAGACCUCAUAUGGAAUCAUAUAAGAGAGAAAGGUAUCGAUCAACUUACAAACAAUAAUAUCACAUUAAUAUAA